ACGGAUCCUUGGCCCAGUGCCUUAUCCGGGAAAAGCAUAGCGCCCUUUCAGCCUAUCAGAGCUGGUGCCUCUCGCAAGGAGACGCUCCACCCGGAGGGAAAGAACGAAGGGAGCGAAAAGACAGGCAUUAGUACCAAUCAGAAGCUGAAAUUUCUGAGGGAGUGGGCGGGAACUGCUUCUCAUUUAGGCCAAUAACCAGCACACGUGCCCGUCUAGGUGACUGAGCGGCAUCCUCUUUGGUCCAAUAGACAAAUGGGGCGGUGCCCAGCAACCAAUGGCUUGGGUUCGGGGGCGGGGUGAGAAGCCAGUGUGCAGUAAGAGGUAACCUGACUAGUGGUAGAGGCGCUCUCCCGGUUCUGUGGCUCGCGCUUUGGUACUAGGGACCGAGAUUGUUCUAGCGACGGCGACCUCUGCGGCGACGGCUGAGAUUCUCGAAAGAGUAGCGGAGGACGGUCCGGAGGAGGGGCUUCUAGUUAACGCAGGUUCUGUCAUAAUGAAUGGAUCCAGUGUGGCGAAUACAUCACCCAGUAUAAAAUCCAAAGAGGACCAGGUGUUAAAUGGACAUGAUGAGAAGGAAAACCCAUUUGCAGAGUACAUGUGGAUGGAGAAUGAAGAGGAUUUCAACAGACAGGUGGAGGAGGAGUUGCAGGAGCAAGAAUUCCUGGACCGCUGCUUUCAGGAGAUGUUGGACGAGGAAGACCAAGACUGGUUUAUUCCAUCUCGAGACCUGCCUCAGGCCAUGGGACAGUUGCAACAACAGUUGAAUGGACUGUCGGUCAGUGAUGGUCAUGAUUCUGAAGAUAUUUUGAGCAAAAGUAACCUGAACCCGGAUGCCAAGGAAUUUAUACCAGGAGUGAAGUACUGAGCUGACAGGAAGCUCUGAGGACUCAUCUGUCCCCACCUCCGGGGACAGUGCUGCACAGGAAGGCGGAGCUGAAGGGGGGGGAUGGGCAGGGGGUGCACAUGGGGAAGGGAGCAGUGGUUUAACUUGACACUGUGACUAGAGUAACUGAUGUGCUCAGUCUUUCUCUACAA
This is a messenger RNA of Odocoileus virginianus texanus, 1035 nucleotides long. RefSeq names its product poly(A) binding protein interacting protein 2B (gene PAIP2B). Gene Ontology annotation, molecular function: mRNA regulatory element binding translation repressor activity. Gene Ontology annotation, biological process: negative regulation of translational initiation. NCBI's taxonomy places the organism in Eukaryota, Metazoa, Chordata, Mammalia, Artiodactyla, Cervidae. Gene Ontology annotation, cellular component: cytoplasm. The record is from RefSeq and is a predicted model, not a curated record.